AUGUUAGCCACUAAGUCUGUCAGAACUUUACUGCUCAGAGUGUGCCGGGUCGCUGUAAACCAACGAUGUCUAUCUAGCAUAUCAGGAAGUUUGCAAGUGGGUGAUCCUAUCCAACAGUCAUUUGUUGCUAGACUACGGGAGUAUCGUCAAAAGAGCGAGAAAUCUGAGUUCGGAUUAACAGAUGCUUCAUCUAAAGAAAUAAAAGAGCUUAGUGAAAUGCUGGCUAAGGUUGAUAGAAUAUACGAAGCGGAAGGAGAAGAUAUGACUCAGUUCCCUAUGUUCAAAUUCGAAGAACCCAAGGUUGUUAUACCGACAUCUUCUCUACAUGUUGAGUAUCCAAAAGAACCGGAGAAUGAUGUUGAAGUUUAA
This is a messenger RNA of Schistosoma mattheei, 369 nucleotides long. The record is from the annotation of a GenBank genome assembly. Lineage: Eukaryota; Metazoa; Platyhelminthes; Trematoda; Strigeidida; Schistosomatidae.